GAGAGAGAGAGAGAGAGAGAGAGAGAACACACAUAGCGCAGAACAAGAGAACCGAAGGAUCAGAUCACUAGCGCUGACCGAUAUAACUACUCUUGACUACAUUACCCACAAUUCCACAUCGCCGACAUCACGGCAGCGCGGUGCAUUGUGGGCGGUACGCUGUGUAGUUUUUGAGCUGACAGCACAGCGCGGUGACUAAAGUACGGAAACAACUGUCACUUAGUUUUACAGAGAGAGAGAGAGAGAGAGAGAGAGAGAGAGAGACUCUGUUAUGCCCCACAGCGACGGUUUAACGGAGAUUAUCGGUUACAGGGAAGACUUGUGCUCGGGCUCGGGUGUUGAAGAAGCGGAAGCGGAGUAGAGGAAUGAGUUUAAACGAGCACUCUCUGCAGGCGCUGUCAUGGAGAAAGCUGUAUCUGAGCCGAGCGAAGCUGAAGGCCACCAGCAGGACCUCAGCUCUGCUCUCCGGCUUCGCCAUGGUGGCGAUGGUGGAGGUGCAGCUGGAGCGGGAUUACGAGUACCCGCCCCUCCUCCUGAUCGCGUUCAGCGCCUGCACCACCGUGUUGGUUGCGGUCCACCUCUUCGCUCUGAUGAUCAGCACCUGCAUCCUGCCCAACAUCGAGGCGGUGAGUAACGUGCACAACCUGAACUCGGUGAGGGAGUCUCCUCACGAGCGCAUGCACCAUCACGUGGAGCUCGCCUGGGCCUUCUCCACCGUCAUCGGCACCUUCCUGUUCCUGGCCGAGGUUCUGCUGCUCUGCUGGGUCAAGUUCCUCCCGCAGGAAACGCUGAAGAAACAUGCGGACGGACAAACCACUAACAAUACCGGGAUCAGCCCCGGAAAGGCCGCCGCCUACGCCUCCACCUCCAUCAUCGUCCCCUGCGGCCUCGUCUUCAUCGUCUUCGCCGUCCAUUUUUACCGCUCGCUCGUUAGCCACAAAACCGACCGGCAGUUUCAGGAGCUCGAGGAGCUUUCCAACAUCACCAGGCUUCAGAACGAACUCGACCAUCGAGUGGAGGCGCCCAACAUCCAGAACUCUCCCGCGCUCUUCCCCUGAACUCUCGCCACGGCUACGGGAUCCUAAACUAGCAUAGCGCUAGUGUCGGCUGAGCGAUGUUACCUUAACGUUUUUAUAAAAGAUGCCAAGUGUUUUAUAGAGACUCGUUACGCUAAAAGAAUCGACUCACUUUCUUCUUCUUCUUCUUUGUGAAAUUCUGAUGUAAAACUGUUGGUUUCAGAAGUGGGCGGGGCUCUGUGAAGUAGGAGCUAGCUGUAAUUACGAUGUGUAGGUACGGUUAUAUAGCUAUCUAAAACGAGGCUAGAUUUUUCUGUCGUAGUGCAACGUUAUUAUCGGAACUAUUUUACAGUCAUGGUAACGGGUGCUCUAGAUGCACGAUGGACAGCUGACUUUAGCUUUAGAUGCUAGCUAGCGUUAUCGUUCUGGCGUCGCGUUCUUGCUGAAGUAAAGAAAAAGAAGGUGGAUGUACAGGACGCCGAAUCAGCGUUUUACUCUUUAAAAGGUGUGUGAAUUCGGCCGAUGUUGAUGAAAAUGCUCUACAAUGCGCCGAACCAGUCAUUAAGUGUGUGCGUAAAUGAAAGUUUUGAGGAAUCAAGACAUCCAAAGAUGCGUGUAAAUUCAUGCUAAUCAGCUAUCGCCCAAAUCUAAUCAGCUAACCGAGAGACCGUUACAAAUUCAUGCUGAUUAGCUGUUUGAAUAUUUUUGAAAUUCAUGCUAAUGCAGUAACAGUAUCCACAGUCGUGGGUUUUCAUAAAGAUUGCGCUUUGCAUUUUAUUUGAUCUUAUUGAAAUUUUCCCCAAAGCGGCGCUGCUAAUGGGUCAAAAUUUCACUGUUAAAAACUGAAACUAGCCGCUAAAUUAGCCAGAGAUGCUAACGAGCUCAAGCAGAUUGACGUCAGGAAAAAAAACCUGGAAGAUUUUUCCUAAAACACAAACAAACAACAACCUCAGAACAGCCUUGUGUGUGUGUGUGUGUGUGUGUGUGAGUGUGUGUGUGCGUGUGUGUGUGUGUGUGUGUGUGUGUGUGCGUGUGUGCGUGUGUGCGUGUGUGAG
Molecule: messenger RNA, 2071 nt
Organism: Ictalurus punctatus (channel catfish)
Lineage: Eukaryota; Metazoa; Chordata; Actinopteri; Siluriformes; Ictaluridae
Gene: orai1a
Product: ORAI calcium release-activated calcium modulator 1a
Exons: 2
Coding region: 366-1058 (230 amino acids)
Biological process (GO): store-operated calcium entry
Cellular component (GO): membrane
Molecular function (GO): store-operated calcium channel activity
Source: RefSeq, a predicted model, not a curated record